Messenger RNA from Suillus clintonianus, 2581 nucleotides. RefSeq lists its product as uncharacterized. The transcript has 3 exons. The record is from RefSeq and is a predicted model, not a curated record. The coding region runs from base 48 to 2342 and encodes 764 amino acids. Gene Ontology annotation, molecular function: protein binding. Lineage: Eukaryota; Fungi; Basidiomycota; Agaricomycetes; Boletales; Suillaceae.
UUAUCUCCUGAUAGUUAACUUCGCUUAGCGCCUUCCUUUCAUCCCUCAUGGCUAAUAGCUCUAUUGCACAAUUCAAGAUUUCAAAUCCAGGCGGGCUCACUCGUCGCCUGGUAUUCCUCGCCCACCCUACUUGGGCCAUUCUAUCCUCCAAGAUUAGUGCGACGUUCGGAAUUCCAACCGACAACGUUGGGGUAUCCUACCUUGACCAAGAUGGGGACGAAGUAACUCUCAGUUCUGAUGAGGAGUUGCAGGACUACUAUAGCACCCUCGGUGGUGAUAAAUACAAUCCUAUCAGGCUUUCGGUACAGGACCUUAGCUCCCUCAGGUCCACUAAUGUAGCGCCCUCCCGCAACCUCACCGCUCCCCCCUCUCACUUCCGGAACACAUUUGGAGAACACGACUCGCUGCCUUUCGUUUUCGAAGUCGAUGAUGAAUGGCAGCGUCUCCCCGGGAGCCUGGGCAAUCUUUUCUUGUCCAGUGACUCUCCGGAGAGCCCACACGCAUUCGUGGAGGUUCUCGAGAGUGACGUCAGCGGGUCCAAGAAGUCGGACAACGCGGACGAAGAAUUCUCCGUUGGAGACAUCACCCGAUCAGAUGUGACGUUUACAAUGCCUACUUUCCGCACAGAUAAGGGCAAGUCGCGCAUUGCGAUGCAGCCUACAGUUGAGGACGAUGUAUCAUCCACGGACUCGGUUUUCGGUGAUGAUGCGCCACCGCAGCCACAGGCCCGUGUUUAUGAUUCCGAUGAAGCUUCCACAUUCGGUGUCAAAGCAAAGACUCCUGUCUCAGCCAGUGGGACAGCGACUCCAGCCCAGGCUCAGAGCACUCCUGUCAUUUCUGGGCAGGUUCUUCCUGAGGCUGUGCUGAAAUCCACCGCAGCUUUCGUUGACGAUCCCGCCCUCCCCACUCUGGACAACUCUAAUAACAGCAGCACCGGACAACAAUCACUCACUCAUGAUGUAGCAGCCUUCUUGAAGACGAUUUCUGGCAUCAUUUCUUCACAUCCAGAAUUAUCAGAGGGUGUUCGUAACAUCGUCGCCAAUGCCACAAACGGGACGUACUGGACUGCGCAUCGUGAUGCACUUUCUCGUGCUGCGGAGAAUAUUCAACAGGAAACCGGCAAGACCGCAGAAGAGAUUCAGAACGCUGAAGAGGAGGCUAGCGCCAGGGUUGCAGAUGCCCUUGGUGGGAUUUUCCGUACCUUCGGCGAUGCUGUCCAAACCGCCAGGACAGCGACUGAAUCAUUCCGGCCACCCGCUGCUCAAGAGGAGUUUGUUCCAGUGCCUCAAUGCGUCCGUCCCUGCGGAUUUAUCCCAUAUCCCAGACCUCCUCCAGGCCAUUUACCACCGCAUCCUCAUCAUCGCUGGGGCCCUCCUCCCCCGCCCCCGCCACCGCCGCCGCCUGGUCGCCGCCAUGGGUGGCCCCGCCCGCCUCCACCAUUUUGGGGGCUUCCAACUGGGCGCCAGGAGGAGCAUGGUCCACAUGUGGAUCAUCACGGCCGUGCAAGGAUGAGCGACAUCCGCACCACGUUAGCAGAGGCACGCAACCGGCGUUUGGGAAAUUUAGGGCUACCCACACCGGUCAACCCGCCUCCCAUUCCUAAUGCACCUGCUGCGCCACCUGCACGCGCUGUACCACCUCAUGAAAUGCAGGGCGAAUUGUCUGACUCCAGCCUGUUCAGGAGCCCUUCACCCACUCAAGAGGAGCUCAGGGCUGAUGUUGAACGCGCUAAGGCCGACUAUAAGAUGCGCAAGGAGAGGUAUCGUCAAGCUAGGGCCGGUAGGAAGUCGGCAGAGCAUCGCGAACAACGACAGGAAUCUAGCGGAAGCAAUGAUGUUUCUGGCCAUCCUAUCAUUUUUGGUACAGUGAGUGGCGCAGAUAUAUCUGCGUCUCAAGGGCUUCCUACGGCGACUCCAGUCCCUGAGGUGACAGUAUCUUCAUCCCCCGCUCCCACAACCGCGCCCGCGCCCUCUCAGCCUGCUACACCCGCUGCACCUCAGGUCCAUAUUGUAAGCAAUGCCAGGGGCGUGUACCCCCAACUCGAGAUGUUCAGCGUCCCCAGGCGCAGCCACACCAUUGGACACACUCCACGUCGUGGCCCUGGACAUCACGAGGACCGUUCUGUGAAUCGCAUCAUGAGGAAAUUGUCUGAGAUGGGUUUUACUGAGGGCACGUAUCCCAAAUUGAACGCCAAGGUGACGGAGCAAAUGGCUGCCCAUCCUCCCACUACUAAAGACGGCGAGGAUGACAUUGUGACCAACUUGAUCGAGGAGCUUAUUCCUUCCGCUUCCGCACCUCGGGCUAGCGGCUCCAGGGAACCCAUCCCCGGUGCUUGGGCCUAAUUGCAAGAUGCGGUGAUGUAUGAUGUAUGAGGCAGAUUCUUGACUGUAUAAUUUGGGGUUUUAAUCUGACUUUCUGACUGUGUUGUAUUAAAAGUUCUUGUAUUCUGAUUACUUAUGUCAAAGUUAUGUCGUUGGUACAGUAUUGUAAAUUCAUACGUUUGUGACUCCUAUUUCUUGGUGUGAUUGUCAUGAAUACUGUCGGUUUUGUGGCAUUGCUCAAUGAAAAAUUUAUAAAUACG